This is a messenger RNA of Penicillium mononematosum, 1152 nucleotides long. RefSeq lists its product as uncharacterized. The record is from RefSeq and is a predicted model, not a curated record. The transcript has 3 exons. Lineage: Eukaryota; Fungi; Ascomycota; Eurotiomycetes; Eurotiales; Aspergillaceae. Bases 1 to 1152 code for a protein of 383 amino acids.
AUGCUCGCUCUUAAGGGGUUGCAGGUCACAGCAACCUCUCGAAAACACUCCACCUCUUCCCUGGUGGCCAGUCCCGAAGACGCUUCGGCAAAGAAUGCCGUUGUAACAGGGACAGAUUCCGUGCGGGGGUUUCCGAGGGCACCAAGAGGGUCGAGGACGCCGAAGACCCAAAUUGCAGCGCUCAAAAGACUGCGGGAGACAUACAGGAGAAAAUGGGCGGAGAAGAGGCAGCGACUUCUGGUCUUCAAAUGCCAGGAGCUUGGCCUUCCGACCCACCUGUCGUCACUGCGUCUGGCGAACUUCGACCCGGACACUAUUUUUCCUGGGGUUGUCACCCUGAGCAAUCAACUGUCGGCGAUUCUGCAGAAGCAACUCACCCCUCCGCAAGAAAGCGAGUUCGAAGAUCACGUCCUCCAUUGCCUUGCAACUAUGGUUUAUGGAUCCAAUAUGAUUGAGCGCGCAGGGAGUGGUUUCAGGAUCACCCUCAUACUCUGCUUCGCAAUUUUUCGCGGCGAGGAGAUUCCGGAGGACAUAGAAGAAACAGAGGAAGUGUUCUUGGAGUUGAAAAAGAAGCUCCUACGCAACGACAUGCUAGCAAAUGUUUCCACAGUUUUACAAAGUCGUAGGGAAAUCAUUCAGCAUGCAAAGGCCGCCUCCUACAUCAUUAGUCAACUUUGCGUUUAUGAUAAGGACCUUAGUGCAGAGGGUGUGUAUCGUACGGAAGAAGUUUCUGCUGGCCUCCAUGCCUUCCCCCAUCACAGCCUUGUCCCCUUUAAAAUGAAAGCAAUGGUUCCCGAACUGGAGUCUGACCUGGAAGAAGCUAUUGAUAAAAGAACAGUUGAUCCUGUUGCCAUUGCUUCGAAAUACACUCACAUCUUUGUCAAUAUCCAUCCAUUUAUCGACGGAAAUGGACGUAUGUGUCGUCUGAUCUUGAACUCGAUGCUUCUCAAGCUUGGCAGUUUCCUUGUGUGCAUCGGCGAGAAGGAAGAGGACCGCUCCCUUUACAUGGCAGUCGCUAGCAACGGGGGUGCACUAGAGGAUAUGUAUGGAGAUCUUGAUGAAGAUGAGAAACCAGCUAUGCACAAGGAGCUAGGAGGUUUUGUUCUGUCGCAUGCCAAGAGUAUGCGCAAGCUGGUCACGAUGCUUUCGUGA